UCUAAAUAUCAUUUAAAGAAUGAAGUUUUUAUUUACAUGCUCGGUUUUUGAGAUACAAAGCGUGGAAAAUAUGUGAGCAUUAGGAAUAAUACUCACUGUUCAAAGCAAUGCAUGAUAAAAUCAUGUGCGCAUUCUAAAAUUAUCAACGCGCGAAAGAGUAUAAAAAAAAAUAAAAAACAACACACGAUAUCGCACAAAUACAAAAAAGUUAAUACGGGAACAUAAUGACAUCGUUAGAGAAUGAUAAAAGGUUAUCCGAAGUUUUGGAACUAUUUCUAUUACCUAAUUAUAACAUCGUCUCUACUACCUAUCUUGAUCUUCUAUUAUCCCACAUUUCUGAGAAUAUUAAAGAGUGCAACACAAGUGAUUAUGAGUCUUGUGAAUUGUUUCAAAAAUGGGUACUAAAGGCAUUAAAUGUUUGGGGAUCUGAGUGUAUUCCUUCACAACCUAUAAUUAUAUUUACUUUAAAACUUGUGGGAAUAGUUUCACGUAAUGAAUUACGUUUUCAUUAUUGGCAAUUUCAAGAUGUAUAUAAUAAGCUGUGUGAGAUUUUUAAAUUGCGUAAAGAUGAUUUACCAGUGUCUGUUAAAGUGGCUUAUACCACAAUGUUAUCCGACUUGAUCAAACAUAGAAGUGGUAGGCAAUGGAUUAUAGAUUCUGGAGUGUGGAAGGAUGUUGUAAAAUAUGCUCAGUGGAAUCAUACUCUGUAUGUUACCCGUGAAAGUCACAAAUUUUUGUGGCUUUUACUAUUAUAUGAACAACAAAAUAUAAAUUUUUGUAAAGAAGUAAUUUUAAUGGCAGCUGCACCAUUAAUAACUAAUAAUUUUGAGUCUCAAAAAUACCAAGUGCUGGAAGAUAAAUAUUUAGAUCAAAAUAAAUUGUUGUGUGCCACACUAGAUUUAUUAACCAACAUUAUUGAGAAUACAUUGUUUGAAAAUAUGGAUAACAUGAUACCUGAAUUAUGUCAAGAAGUCUUGGAUUUAGAAAUGAGAGUAAAAGCUCUCUUUGAAGCAUGUAUCAGUACAAAAAUUUUGUCACAUAUACAUAAGUUACUGUGUAUAUGUUUCUUUAUUCCACUAAAAAAAAACCUCAGAGAAGGAAAGAAAAUUAUAGAUGCUGAAAUAUCACAAAAGUUUUGUAGCCAUCUCAAUUAUAUAUCUAUGAUGCUUCUAAAGAAAACAUAUGUAAUAGAAUUAGUAGAAACAAACAAAUUUUUAAUGAUAUAUUGGAAGAAACUACAGUCAUUUCAUGAAUUUGUUUUUACUCAUCAGCAUAAAUUUGAACAUCAAGUUAUAACUCCAAUGGUUAUACCAUUGUGUAUGUGUAUUAAACAUACAUAUAAAGAUCAUGACCUUUUUGAUAUGUAUAUUACUAAAAUGUUUGACGUAACAUGUACAGCUGUACAAAGAUUAGCAUACAAUAUAAGAGAUGUUAUGUUUAAAAAUGAUUUACCAAUAACACGCAUUGCCAAAGUAUGUAUUGAUAUACUCUUAGAAAUAAUGGAUAUCAUGGAUAGGGAUACUGCAGUUAUUACAUUUCAAACACUGUGUCAUGUACUAAAAAAUUGUGUGCCAGAUACAUGCAAUGGAACUACAAAUAACAUAAAUAAUACCACAAAUUUAGAUAAUGGAUCAAAAAAAUCAAUAUUCAAGUCUCCAUUGGAAGGAGAUCCUAUAGUUGAUCAUCCUACAUUGUUAUCAUCACUUUUAAAUGGUUUGGCAGCCAUGACAGAGAAGUUCAAAUUAAAAUGGCAAGAAUGUGUAGAAACUAUAUGUUUGUUAUCAUUGGCCCAAGAAAUCUUAAAUCAUUCAGGAACAACACCUAUGAUUUGUGUGAAAGCUUUAAAAGUAUGUAAACUAGCAAUUCAAAAUUUUAUGCCACCUAAUUUAGUACUACUGAUUGAAACAGAUAGUCACAUGAAUGAAAUAGGACCAACAUUAUUCAAAAGAUUGCAUGAUAUAAACUGGGAAGUAAGAGAUAGUGUACUGGAAGUUUUGAAUACUAUUGCUAUAAUUUCAGAAGACAAAUAUCCAGCAUUUCAAGAAUUUUUAUUGGCGAACGAGUUUCUGGAACUAGCGGUUAAAAUUGCCAAAACAGACAAUGAAAGCUAUGUUCGAGCAUCUGCUUUAACUUUUAUUUCGACUACUGUUCGGAUAAAAAAAUUAUGGGACAAAAAAUUAUCGCAGUUUGAUCUACCUGAUAUUGCGAUCAAUCUUUUUAAUAACGAAAGCGAGGCUAUAGUCAGAAAAGAAACUGUAAUUUUAAUAAAAGAGUUAUACGUCCAUCGUAAAUGGCCGAGAAACGUUAUCGAUUCUAUGUCACAAGCAAUGGCAACAGCUGCUGUAUUCGACCUUCAUUGGGAAGUGAAAAUAAGCGCUCUAGAAUUCUGGAAGCAAUUUAUAAAAUCACAUUUGUCUGAUCAGGGGGUAUUGGAUGAUCACUUUCCAAAAGUAACAUUUUCAAAGGAACAUAGGAAAAUUGUAUCACUUAAUGAAACUGAAAUAAAACGAAGACUUAAUAAAGCACUGGAUGAAUUAGCAAAACAAAAUUGUUUGGGGGUCCUUUUAGUUACUCUGGAAGAUGACAGUGAUUUUGAAGUAUGCAAAACAUCGGCGGCUGUAAUAAAUAAACUAAAGACAUUCCUUUUGAAAUACAAACUCAAUGAACCUUUACCACAGCUGCCUCUACCCAAAGACAGUGCUACAUUAGAUACCUCUUACGUCAAAUACGAAUUACCGGAUAGUAUUGCAAGUUCCAAUUCUGAACAAGUGUUCAGUAAUUCCAGUAACGUGAUCGAAGAAAUUGUAGAUGCUAACGACGCAAAUUUGCUAGUUUCUAUUUACAAAAAUUCUAUGAAAAUGGAUGGUGAAAUGAAAAAGUCAGAGGAAAAAACCUUGCAAUAUAUUUCUUGUGUGACGAGGCAUAGUUUCCUUCAAACAAUUUUUAAUUCAGAUAUUAAUGCUUACAUCGAAGAGAAAAGCCGAUGGUUGACUACGUACACUACCAGCUUUGAGUCUGUUUUGGAUGAUAUAUUAACGGUGUACAAGCGGGGAGAUGUGAAUUCAAUGGACUGUUACUGAUUAUAAGUAAUAUUCCUUAUAAAUUGUAUAAUAAUA
Molecule: messenger RNA, 3116 nt
Organism: Habropoda laboriosa
Lineage: Eukaryota; Metazoa; Arthropoda; Insecta; Hymenoptera; Apidae
Exons: 10
Coding region: 225-3080 (951 amino acids)
Biological process (GO): cell population proliferation; DNA damage response; positive regulation of protein phosphorylation
Cellular component (GO): nucleus
Source: RefSeq, a predicted model, not a curated record